UCGGGAUCUCCGGGAUCGCCGUGAUCCUUUUGCCGGAUUGGGAAUUCUUCGAUCGGGAUUUUUCGCAGUGGUUCACGCCCAUGCCUGCUCAGAGAGCACCGAGCAUCGAUCGGGAUGCAGAUACUUUCAGCUUGCAGGCCAUUCGAGUGGUGCAGGCAAGGGUAAAAGUUAUCAAGGAUCUGUAAAAGUUGCUUAUGGGUUCAGCCUUGUAAAAGGAAGGGCAAAUCAUCCUAUGGAGGAUUAUCAUGUAGCAAAGUUUAUCCAGAUAAGGGGGCAGGAGCUUGGUCUUUUCGCUAUAUUUGAUGGUCAUUUAGGUGACAGUGUAGCUGCCUAUUUACAAAAGCAUCUGUUCACUAAUAUUCUUAAAGAGGAAGAUUUUUGGAAUAAUCCAGGAGAGGCAAUCUCCAAAGCCUAUGAGAAGACUGAUAAAGCAAUUCUAUCACGCAGUCGUCCUGAUCUGGGGCGAGGUGGAUCAACAGCGGUUACUGCGAUUCUCAUAGAUGGUAGGAAAUUGUGGAUUGCUAAUGUUGGUGAUUCACGUGCUGUUCUUGCGAAAGGUGGAGAUGUUAUACAGUUAAGUGUUGAUCACGAACCCAAUACUGAGCGUGGGAGCAUUGAGAAUAGAGGUGGCUUUGUUUCAAACAUGCCAGGAGAUGUUCCCAGAGUUAAUGGCCAGUUAGCCGUUUCACGUGCUUUCGGAGAUAAGAGCCUCAAGUCACAUCUGAGUUCAGAUCCAGAUAUACGCUCCGAAGAUGUGACUGCUGACAGCGAUCUCCUGAUUCUUGCGAGUGAUGGCUUGUGGAAGGUAAUGAGCAACGAAGAGGCAGUGGAUAUUGCUAGAAAGUACAAAGAUCCACAAGCAGCAGCAAGGCUGCUGACAACGGAAGCAGUGAACAGAGUCAGCAAGGAUGAUAUCUCUUGCAUCGUUGUUCAACUAAGGGCAUAAAGAUUAUCUAACUUGUUGUCGAUUAUUAAAUAUUGCCAGGAAGCCAUAACGACCGGAAGAUAACAAGGGAAAGGCGCAAGUCCUUGAGUGUUAGCCUAGUAGAGCUCCUGCUGUUCCGAUUCUUCUGUAUAUUGUUGGUUCACCUGUGGUUGGUUAUUCUGGUAUCAUUGGUUGAUUUCUUCGAUGUUUUAGUUAAGGAAUGUAUUAUUGGUAUGGGUGGAUGAUGUAGUUGAUUGGUUGAAUGGCUUUUUCCCCUUAAAAUUUCAA
Zingiber officinale is the source of this 1213-nucleotide messenger RNA. RefSeq names its product probable protein phosphatase 2C 9. Gene Ontology annotation, biological process: protein dephosphorylation. Lineage: Eukaryota; Viridiplantae; Streptophyta; Magnoliopsida; Zingiberales; Zingiberaceae. Bases 233 to 946 code for a protein of 237 amino acids. The record is from RefSeq and is a predicted model, not a curated record. Gene Ontology annotation, molecular function: protein serine/threonine phosphatase activity. The transcript has 6 exons. Gene Ontology annotation, cellular component: cytosol; nucleus.